AUGACAGCAACCACAACCUCAACCCACAACACCACCACCACCUUCACCCUAGGCGACGACCAGCAAAAACAACGACAAGUCGCCGUAAGCGACACCCCGCACCGCAUCAUCAUCCGCGACGAACCCGUCCCCCAGCCUUCAGGCACCCAGGUGCUAGUACGCAUCGAAGCCAGCGGCGUGUGCGCGACAGACCUGCACCUCGUGCGGCGCUCGAUACCCUAUCUGACGCCCCAGGUCGCCGUCUGCGGGCACGAGGGCAUCGGGCGCAUCGUGCAGCUGGGGCCCGAGGUGAAUGCGACGAAGUGGAAAGUCGGCGACCGCGUUGCCCAUCGGUGGAUCUACCGCGUGUGUCGCGAGUGUGAGCCCUGUAAGAGUGGGAAUGAGCAGUUGUGUGAUCGGCGGCAGUUGAGUGGGAAGGAUGUUGAGGGGUGUUGGGCUGACUACACCCUCGUCGAUAGCGAAUACAUGCUCCCCAUCCCCGAGGAGGUGAAAGCGGCCGAAGCUGCGCCCAUCCUGUGUGCAGGGACGACUGUCUACCGGGCAUUGAAAUCAGCCCAGCUGGCGCCCGGGCAAUGGGUCGCCAUUGUCGGUGCCGGAGGGGGAUUGGGUCAUUUGGCCAUCCAAUACGCAAAAGCAAAAGGACUCAAAGUCCUCGGAAUCGACGGGGGCGAAGACAAGGGCGCACUGUGCACCAAGUUGGGCGCUGACGCAUUCGACCUCACCGCCGACGUCAUUCAAACCACCCAAGGCGGCGCCCACGGGGUCCUGGUGACCAGCUCCAGCCCCCGGGCGUAUGAGCAGGCCUUGACAUACGUUCGCAAGAUGGGCGUCCUCAUCUGCAUUGGCAUUACACCGCAAAAAAUGACCUUCCCCAUCGGCCCCGAAUACUUCGUCGCAAAAGGCGUUCGCCUCACGGGUACCAGUACGGGCACCUUCACCGACACGCAGGAAGCACUCGAGUACCUGCGCACGGGACAGGUCAAGCCCAUCGUCGUGGAGAAGAAGCUGGGCGAGAUCCAGGAGUGCUUGGACCAGCUGGAGAAGGGGGAUGCGGUGGGGAGGCCAUAUGCCAUGAAUGAAUUUGUGGAUUCAAGAUGA
Messenger RNA from Rasamsonia emersonii CBS 393.64, 1098 nucleotides. RefSeq names its product Alcohol dehydrogenase. Lineage: Eukaryota; Fungi; Ascomycota; Eurotiomycetes; Eurotiales; Trichocomaceae. Bases 1 to 1098 code for a protein of 365 amino acids. The transcript is spliced from 7 exons. Gene Ontology annotation, molecular function: zinc ion binding; oxidoreductase activity. The record is from RefSeq and is a predicted model, not a curated record.